AUGUCUACUGCUACUGCUGCUCCAUCCAAAACCUACAAGGAGAUGAUCAAGGAAGCUAUCUCCACCUUGAAAGAGAGAAACGGAUCUUCUCGUCAAUCACUUAAGAAGUAUGUUCAAAGCAACUUUCAAUUGAAGGGUGGUAACUUUGACUCCUUGUUCAACUCAGCCUUGAGAAAGGGUGUUGAAGCUGGUGACUUUGUUCAACCAAAAGGACCAUCAGGACCAGUUAAAUUGAAGAAGAAGGAACCAGUUGUCAAAGAAGCCAAGGCCAAGAAGGACAAGGACGGUGCUUCAGCAAAGAAAGCCACCAAGAAAGCAGGAACUAAAGAUGCCAAGGCCACUAAAGCCAAGAAGGAUGCAACCAAAAAGGACACCACCAAGAAAACUACCACUGCCACCAAAGCUAAGAAGGAAGCAGCCGGUAAAGUGACCAAACCAGCAGCAACAAAGAAGAAAGCUGCUGCUUCUGCCACUGGUGCUUCUACUACUAAGAAAGCAGCUCCAGCUAAGAAGGUUGCUAAGAAAUAA
Messenger RNA from Lodderomyces elongisporus, 528 nucleotides. It is a transcript of the gene HHO1, whose product is annotated as histone. Gene Ontology annotation, cellular component: nucleosome; nucleus. The record is from RefSeq and is a predicted model, not a curated record. Gene Ontology annotation, biological process: nucleosome assembly; negative regulation of DNA recombination; chromosome condensation. Gene Ontology annotation, molecular function: nucleosomal DNA binding; structural constituent of chromatin; double-stranded DNA binding. The coding region runs from base 1 to 528 and encodes 175 amino acids. The transcript is spliced from 3 exons. NCBI's taxonomy places the organism in Eukaryota, Fungi, Ascomycota, Pichiomycetes, Serinales, Debaryomycetaceae.